GCGUUUCCGGGCGCCGGGGCCCAGCACCGCCCUCGCCGCCGGGCGCGCCUUCGCUGCGCGUCGCGCCGAGCCUUGUCCGCCGCUCCCGUUACCGGGGCAACCGCGCCGCCUCCUCCGUGCCGGCCCCGAUAGUCUCUCCGCGCCAUUUUCAAACUGCUGUAGCUCCGGAGCCGGUGGCUGGGCGGAAGGAGCCAGCGAGGAAGGCGAGUCCCGGAGGCGAUGCGGCCGCGGGCGGAGGGAGCGGCGGCCGAAGCUGCCGGACUUUAAUUUUUAGGAGUGAAUAAAACCAGUUUUUAGAAGACAAAAUGACUACAGCUGUAGAAAGAAAGUAUAUUCAUAUUAGAAAAAGAUUGGAUCAGCUGGGAUACCGCCAGACUCUGACAGUGGAGUGUUUACCUUUAGUAGAAAAACUUUUCAGUGACCUAGUUCAUACAACAGAAAGCCUUCGGCAGUCAAAAUUAUCUGCUGUGAAAGCAGAAAAAGAAAGUGCCAAUUUUGAUUUUGUUUUGGAACCUUAUAAACUUGAAAAUGGAAGAUUAAGUAGGGAAAAUAAUGAAUUAUACCUGGAGCUAAUGAAACUGAGAGAACACUCAGACCAACACAUUAAAGAGUUGAAAACUACAGUGAAGAAGUGUGCACGUGAAACAGCUGAUCUAAAAUUUCUGAAUAACCAAUAUGUUCAUAAACUCAAAGUUUUGGAGAAAGAAAGCAAAGCUAAGAAUGAAAAAAUUCAACAACUUCAAGAAAAAAAUUUGCAAGCUGUAGUACAAACUCCAGGUGGCAAGAAAAGAAGUAUCGCUUUUAGGCGCCAGCGUAUGCAAAUUGAUGAACCGGUCCCUCCCUCUGAAGUCAGUUCGUAUCCGGUUCCACAGCCAGAUGACCCUUACAUUGCAGACCUCCUGCAAGUGGCUGAUAACAGGAUUCAAGAACUUCAACAGGAAGUCCACCAGUUACAAGAGAAGUUAGCAGUGAUGGAAAAUGGAGUGAGAGAUUAUAGCAAGCAGAUUGAGCUAAGAGAACGAGAAAUAGAACGACUGUCAGUUGCUUUGGAUGGCGGUCGCUCCCCUGAUGUCCUCUCUCUGGAGUCCAGAAAUAAAGCCAAUGAAAAGCUUAUUGCUCAUUUAAAUAUUCAGGUUGACUUUCUUCAGCAAGCUAAUAAAGACCUGGAGAAGCAUAUACAAGAGCUUAUGGAAACCAAGGAUACGGUGACAUCUGAAGUUGUUAAUUUAAGUAACAAAAAUGAAAAACUCUGCCAAGAAUUAACUGAAAUAGACCAGUUAGCACAGCAGUUGGAAAGACAUAAGGAAGAGGUCCUCCAGACUGCCGAUAAAGAACUUGGGGAAGCAAAGAAAGAAAUUAAAAGAAAGCUCUCCGAAAUGCGGGAUCUUGAAGAAACAGUGGCAAAACUUCAACUGGAAUUAAACUUAUGCCAUAAAGAAAAGGAGAAACUGAGUGAUGAACUCCUUAUAAAAUCAGACCUGGAAACUGUUGUUCAUCAGCUUGAACAAGAAAAGCAAAGACUUAGCAAAAAAAUUGAAAAUUUUGCAGUUACAGAAAGAGAACUAACUGUGGAAAUUGAGAGGAUGAGACUAGAACAUGGAAUAAAACGGCGAGACAAGUCACCUUCUCGUUUAGAUACAUUUCUGAAAGGUAUAGAAGAAGAACGAGAUUACUAUAAGAAAGAGCUAGAAAGACUCCAACAUAUAAUACAGCGACGAUCUUGCUCUGCAAAUUAUGGUGCGCGUGAAAAAAGUUCAACAUAUAGAGCACUAGAAAAGGGUGAUUACAAUUCAGAAAUUCAUCUGAUCACAAGAGAAAGAGAUGAACUUCAGCGUAUGCUAGAAAGAUUCGAAAAAUAUAUGGAGGAUAUACAAUCCAAUGUUAAAUUACUGACAGCAGAAAGAGAUAAAUUAAGCGUCUUAUAUAAUGAAGCCCAGGAAGAAUUAUCAGCCCUAAGACAGGAAUCCACCCAAAGUACAGCCUCCCAUAAUAUUGUUAGUCUUAUGGAAAAGGAAAAAGAACUUGCACUGUCUGACUUAAGAAGAAUUAUGGCAGAAAAGGAAGCUUUAAGAGAAAAGUUAAAAAAUAUUGAGGAAAUGAGUCUUCAUGGAAAGUCAGAAUUAGAGAAAACUAUUGAACAUUUGACAUGUGUUAAUCAUCAGCUUGAAAGUGAAAAAUAUGAAUUAAAGUCUAAAAUGUUAUUAAUGAAAGAAACAAUAGAGUCAUUAGAGAACAAAUCAAAACUCCAAGCUCAAAAACUUAGCCAUGCGACUGGUGACUCAUCUCAUCACAAGACAGAGGUGAACUCACUUAGGAUGGUAAAUGAGCAGCUACAGCGGUCACUUGAUGACCAUCAGCAUCGACUUUCCAUGAAAAGAGGUGAACUUGAAUCAGCCCAAGCACAAAUUAAAAUACUGGAGGAAAAAAUAGAUAAACUAAACCUUAAGAUGACUUCACAGGAUGAGGAGGCUCAUGUAAUGAAAAAGACCAUAGGUGUUAUUGAUAAAGAAAAAGACUUUCUUCAGGAGACCGUAGAUGAGAAGACAGAAAAGCUUGCAAAUUUGCAAGAAGAUCUAGUUAAUAAAGAAAAAGCUAUUGCUCAGAUGACGAUAACAAUCUCAGAGUAUGAAUUAUCUAUGAACCAGCUAAAGGAAACACUGACUAAUCGAGAACGUGAGAUAAGCAGCCUCCGGCGCCAGCUUGAUGCAGCUCACAAAGAACUUGAUGAAGUAGGAAGAUCGAGAGAAAUAUCUUUUAAGGAAAACAGAAGAUUACAAGAUGAUCUGGCCACAAUGGCAAGAGAAAACCAGGAAAUCUCAUUGGAAUUGGAAGCAGCAGUGCAAGAAAAAGAAGAUAUGAAGAAUAGAGUUCAUAAUUACAUAACUGAGGUGUCACGAUGGGAGAGCUUAAUGGCUGCUAAGGAAAAAGAAAAUCAAGAUUUGUUGGAUAGAUUUCAGAUGCUCCAUAACCGGGCUGAAGACUGGGAGGUGAAAGCCCAUCAGGCUGAGGGAGAAAGCAGCUCCGUGCGCCUGGAACUUCUUUCUAUUGACACAGAGAGGAGACACCUUCGAGAAAGAGUGGACUUGUUAGAAAAAGAAAUUCAAGAGCACAUAAAUGCCCAUCAUGCUUAUGAAUCUCAGAUCUCGUCAAUGGCAAAAGCCAUGUCUAGAUUAGAAGAAGAGCUGAGACAUCAAGAAGAUGAGAAAGCAGCAGUUUUAAAUGAUUUGUCAUCUCUGAGAGAACUUUGCAUUAAGCUUGAUUCAGGCAAAGAUAUUAUGACCCAACAAUUGAAUUCCAAACACCUUGAGUUUGAGAGGGUUGCAGCGGAAUUAGAAAAUGUAAAAUCGGAGUCAGACCUGUUAAAAAAACAACUAUCAAAUGAGAGACAUACAGUUAAAAACCUCGAAUCAUUGUUGGCUACAAAUAGAGACAAAGAAUUUCAUUCUCAUUUAAGCUCCCAUGAGAAGGAUACAGAAAUUCAGCUACUUAAAGAGAAGUUAACCCUUUCAGAAAGCAAAUUAACUAGUCAAAGCCGGGAAAAUACCAUGCUUCGAGCUAAAGUGUUACAGUUACAAACAGAUUUUGAUGCUUUGAAAAGACAGAUUUCAGCUGAAAGAUAUGAACGGGAACGAGCAAUCCAAGAGAUGCGCCGCCAUGGGCUUCCCACACCACCCUUUAGUUCUACUCUGAGGUCUCCUUCACCUUCUCCUGAACGUCUAAAUGUGUAAUUAUCGAAAGAAUAAUGGUUUUCAAUGAGUUCCUGUAUGGAUGUUUAAAAGAACAGAACAGUAAUGAAAUAUUUGAAGUACUUGUUCCUGAAAAUCAUGAACAUUGACACAAAUUCUACCUCUGUCAACUCCUAUUUAAAUCAGUGAAUAUUUAUGUUAAAAAGUUUGGUUUAAAAGAACUGUACUUAGGUGUAUAUUUUCAUAUGUAUGACAGAACAAAAUAUGUAUUAAUGGUGCUUUACUGAUAUUAUAUCUGUAUUUUUAUUCCUGACUUAAAUUACUUCUCAAAGUAUGUUUAUGCUGUGAAUUAAUAUAAUGUAUUGUUCACAUUAAAUUUUAAUAAUAUGUUUCUUAAUGAGCCAUGAUAUAUAUAUGUAAAUAUUCUUACAAUACUUUAGUUUUCAUGCCUGUGUUUAUAACCUAUAUCUUAAUGUAUUCACAAAGAAUUAUUAACUUUGAUGCUAUGCUGUCAUGCUUAGCUUUUUUUUCAUAAAACUAUUCACAGAUUUACUCUCUAUCAAGGGGAAUAUAUUUAGAUCUAGUAUUAUAAUCGCAGAGGUCUUGAUAAAAUAAUGAUUACCAUAUAUAAUUUGUUAUUGCCAUCUAGAAGAACUAUGAUGGGAAAUAUACAUUUAUGUAUUAUAUACAAUUUUGGUAUCACAUGGACUCUUCAUGUUACACAGAGUCUGUCAAAAUCAAACUAAAAGCUAUAUUCAGAGUCUUGUAAAACAAUAGAACAAAAAUUUGGGAUAUUUUUUCAGUUAAUAAAAUUGCUCAGUGUAUUAAUUUAAAAUUUCAGAGUAUGAAAGCAUAUAAUGGUAAAUAUAGUAAAACAUUUUGUUAAAAUUCCAAUAUACAUUCAAUUUCAGUUUUUUGCUUCUAAACCUGUAUGUUGUAAUUUACCAGUCUUCCAGAAUAGUAUGUAAACACUGAACUAUGGCGUAUAAAUUGAAUACAGCUUUUUACAAUUAAUAUUCAAAGUUGUAAUUUUUUAAAAUUUAGUGUAUACAUAUAUUAAUAAAAGAACAGAAGCACAAAAUAGAAUGUCAGAUAUAGAAAUUAAUCGUGUUGAACCAUACACAUUUGAAGAAAAUCCUGUUCUUAAUAGAUUUUAUUAUGAUUUAAAAAGAACUUAAAAACUAACAUAGGGCAGGGAAAGACCAACUACUUACGAUAUAUUUUAUUUCCUCUUGUGGUUUAAUAAAGUGGAGUGUGUGUGUACCUGGGGUGGGCAGUGCUCUUUUUCUAAAACUAAUAUGCCUUUUAUGUUUGGGUUAUGCCCUUUGCAAUAAUUCUGUGUGUAUUUGGCUAUGGGCUGGUUUACUUUUCCACCAUCUUUGUAAUUUUGUGUAUCCCAUCUCCCUUGUGUGAAUUCAUAUAUUAUAGCAAAAUACAAGAGAACUAGGACUAUUUGCAGUGCCAUAUGGAAAAAUCUUUUAAUAAAUACAUGUAAAUGAAAUAAAAAAUAUUUGUUCCCACCUUUUCCCCUAGAGCAAGAGCAAGGCGUAUUUUGUUAGAUAUUUUAUUUUUAAUGUUUUCUAUAAUUUAAGAAUGUAUAGCUUGCCAUAAUUGUUAUUUUCAUAACUAUGAUACAGUUUUUUAAAAAAUGAGUUUUAUCUUAAAAUACUGAAAUGUUCUGACCUUUUAUAAAUGUUUUUAACUUUGUUUUAAAUAAUCCUAAAUUAUGGAGCUUGACGUAGAUUUGCCAAUAAACUUUACAGUCAAUU
Molecule: messenger RNA, 5455 nt
Organism: Lemur catta (Ring-tailed lemur)
Lineage: Eukaryota; Metazoa; Chordata; Mammalia; Primates; Lemuridae
Gene: CEP135
Product: centrosomal protein 135
Exons: 26
Coding region: 306-3728 (1140 amino acids)
Source: RefSeq, a predicted model, not a curated record